GCAAAAUCCUUCAAGGGAUGUUGAAAACAUCCGUCUUUUUUGCCUUCCUAGCACUAUCAGCAGUGGCCGAUGAUGCGAGUUUCUUCAAAGUGUUAAUUAGAGAAGUCGACAAUCCGGCAGGAACACUUCAAAACGGGCAACCAUGCGGUGACUUUGGUUAUUUGGGACUUGGGUGUAAUGUUUAUUUACAAGCUGCAGUUAGCGCAACGGGUCAAAAUGUUUCGAGCUCAAACACAUUGACAUCUACAAAUCCAAUCAACACUCAAAUGGAAAACCGAAUUUCCAAUUUGAAUUUGGUUGUGCUUGAUGCAAAUGCCGGCAAUGCUCAUUCUUUUAAUGGAUUCGAUCUUCACAUUCUCAUAUCUUCUGACCAAGCUGCUAAUUCAAUCAUUGAUGACUACGUUAUUCAUGUUGACACAACUCAAAGCACAGGAGUAUAUUCUUACACUCACCAACGAGAUUCAACUCUUUCAACUACAAUUUCCAUUGCCUGGUCUACCAAUAUUUCUCCACCAAGCACUACCAGCACUCCAGAGCCAACAACAACUGAAGUUCCAUUCACCGGAUCUACUCUUCCUCCAACAACUACACCAAAGCCUCCGAUGGAUUGUUCAGAAAUUUCAAAUUUGACAUCUUCAGGUGUUCAGACAAUUUAUCCAAAUGGAUCUCCAGUGCAAGUGUAUUGUGAUACGACCUCGUAUGGAACAUACACAGUUAUUCAAAGUCGUGGAGCAACCGGUGAAAAUGUGAACUUUAAUAUAACAUACGAUAAGUAUACUGAUAUAAUUGGAACCCCAGGAAAGGAAACUAACUUCUGGUUUGGAUUAGACAAUAUGAAUCAUCUGAGUGGUGCAAAACCAUAUAGAUUGCAAAUUGAUCUAUGCUGUGGAACACUACUUGUUGCCAAACAAAUUUAUCACAGUUUCAAGGUUGGAACUGCAGAAUAUGGCUAUAAUCUUACAGCAACUGCUGAUAUCUCAGGAAUUGGGUUGGCUUACUCUUCGACUUAUACCGAUUUGGGAGCAAAAUUUUCAACAUUCGAUAAUUUUACCGGGCCCCUAGGAAAAGAUGAUUGUGACGAGUUCCAAUACUUUGAUGACAGCGGUGUUCAAUCACAACCAUAUGGAGGAUGGUGGUACGGAAGUUGCGGAAAUAACUUGAACGGCUUUUGGUAUCCUAAGAGAAAUGGAAACUGCACAGUUCCUGAUGAAGUUUUCAAAAACACAACAAUGCUUGGAAUUAACAUGAGAACGACAUCAGGACAAGGUUAUGGUGGAUAUAACGUUGAUAUGGUAUCCUAUGAUCGUGUUCGCAUGGCUCUAUUCACUUUUGAUUCAAUCACAAUCAAUCGAACUGACUCUUCAUUCUGCUCUUAACUUAUUAAUAAAAUGAACUUUUUGUUGAAAUGUUAAUCCGCUGAACAAUGAAGACAUCAAUGGAAGUAAA
This is a messenger RNA of Caenorhabditis elegans, 1446 nucleotides long. RefSeq names its product Fibrinogen C-terminal domain-containing protein (gene Y43C5A.2). The record is from RefSeq and is marked reviewed. NCBI's taxonomy places the organism in Eukaryota, Metazoa, Nematoda, Chromadorea, Rhabditida, Rhabditidae.